GCGCCGCCACCGCCGCUGCCGCCACCGCCGCCGUCACUCUGGUCCGUGGCGCGCAAGGUACGGCGGAGGAAAAGCCAGUUUGUCGCGAGCCAACGGAGCGCGCGGCGGCCACGUGCGCACCAGGCGAGAGGGCGCGGACCCGGCUAAUCUGGCGGACAGCUCCGCAACUCGGCAAGCGUGCGACCACCACCACCACCACCGCCAACAUCGCCACCAGCAGUCGCAGCCGCCCGCCCGUCGCAAAUCGUCCAUCGUUUCAGACGCAGCAGCAGCAGCAGCAGCAGCAGCAGCAGCAGCAGCGGCGGCGGCAGCGCGCACGAGCAGCAAGAGGCGGCGCGAGGAGAAGCUUGCGGCCAAGCGAUCGCCGACGCCGUCGGAGGAUCGCCGGCUGCCAUGUGCGUUCGAGGCUGGCGCGCCUGGAGCAGAGCCAGGCGUCGAGCGGCCGCUCAGUAAGGCCGAGCGCGCGCCGAUGGACGCCACGAUGAAGCUGGCGGCGGCGGCGCCGCGAGCCUGCCGGCUGCGCGACCGUCUCUGCCUCGGCCUCGCCGGCCUGGUCGUCGUUUUCACCCUCCUGCUCGUCAUGGACCUGCAGCUCGACCUCGGCUACAGCGGGCACCACCUGCUGCCGAGCCACGCCAGGAUCCGAGUGGCCGAGGACCCGCAGAGGGACACCGUCUACAACAAUUUCAGGCGCAAGUUCCUGCAGCGGGGCAACGCCUCGAGGGAGCUGGGCUCGGAGAGCAACGGCGCGACCGAGGGCGCCCCGGCCGCCGUCGCCGAGGUCUCGGGCAGGAGCAGCGAGCGCGCGGCCGCCACGACCGCGCAGCCGCGCGACCACUUCGCCGACCUGCAGCAGCUGCUCGACCGGGACGAUCUGUCGGCAAACGACGGCGUGGUCAGGCUCAGCGCCGAGGAGGACGUCGACAACCCCUCCAUCGCCGACGUCAAGAGACUCAAGCUCGCGAAGAACAGCACGAUCCUGGAGCGCUUCCACCUGCAGAUCCGCCGCCGCGAGCUGUACCCGCGCGGCUCCGGCCUCGUGGACGAGCUGACGAGCUUCAUGGCCACGCAGCCCAUCGUGCACGCCGCCGAGAAGUCGGGCGGCACGCAGCUCAAGCUCGUCAUGGACUACCCGAACAAGAUGCAGGCGCUGUUCAAGCCCAUGAGGUUUUCCAGGGAGCAGCAGACCCUGCCCAAUCACUUUUACUUCACGGACUACGAGAGACACAACGCCGAAAUUGCAGCGUUCCACUUGGAUAGGCUGCUGGACUUCCGGCGCUGCAUGCCGGUGACCGGCCGCCUGCUCAACAUGACCACGGAGAUCUACCAGGUGACGGACGGCGACAUCCUCAAGACCUUCUUCGUGAGCCCGGCCGGCAACCUGUGCUUCCACGGCAAGUGCACCUACUACUGCGACACCAGCCACGCGAUCUGCGGCUCGCCGGACAUGCUCGAGGGCAGCUUCGCCGCCUUCCUGCCCGACAAGAGCCAAGUGGCGAGGAAGGUCUGGCGGCACCCGUGGCGGCGCAGCUACCACAAGCGGCUCAAGGCGCAGUGGGAGACCGACUCGGACUACUGCAAUCUCGUGAAGGAGCUGCCCCCCUACAACGAGGGACGCAGGCUGCUCGACUUGAUGGACAUGUCGGUCUUCGACUUCCUCACCGGCAACAUGGACCGACACCACUACGAGACCUUCAAGCUCUUCGGCAACGACACCUUCACGCUGCACCUCGACAACGGACGCGGCUUCGGCAGGCCCUUCCACGACGAGAUCAGCUGCCUGUCGCCGCUGCUGCAGUGUUGCAUGAUCAGGCAGAGCACGCUCGCCACUCUGCUGAGGUAUCACAACGGCCCGGUGAGACUCAGCGCGGCGUUGCGCGAGAGCCUGUCGCGAGACCCGCUGGCGCCGAUACUCUGGGAGCCGCACCUGCAGGCGCUGGACCGCAGGAUUCCCGUCGUACUGCAGGCCGUGCGCGAGUGCAUCGACCACAGUUCGCACUGGAGCAGAGUCGUGCGGGACGAUAAGAGCGAGGCGAACGCCGCCGCAUCCGACUGAAUUCACACCGAAGCGCACCAAAGCUCAUCGAGAAACAAGCGAAAGCAGAAAGGCUGUCGUGCUUUUAUAUUUCUAUUAAUCAUUGUGAUCGAUCUGCGUGUAAAAUAUCGCACUGUACAUUUUCCUUUUCCCCGCCGUCUCGAGACUAAGCGUUGAUCUAUUUUUUAAGUGUCGGUUAUUCAUGUUUAAAUGUAAGAAAUGUGUACAAAGAUUAAACGUUCCUUGUCAAUGCUGCGA
Phymastichus coffea is the source of this 2293-nucleotide messenger RNA. Its product is annotated as extracellular serine/threonine protein CG31145. Lineage: Eukaryota; Metazoa; Arthropoda; Insecta; Hymenoptera; Eulophidae. Gene Ontology annotation, biological process: protein phosphorylation. Gene Ontology annotation, molecular function: protein serine/threonine kinase activity. The record is from RefSeq and is a predicted model, not a curated record. Bases 470 to 2056 code for a protein of 528 amino acids. Gene Ontology annotation, cellular component: Golgi apparatus. The transcript is spliced from 10 exons.